AGGGGCAAGAAAAGACCUGUGAGGUUUGGGAGGGAGGAGGGGUGCGGAUGUGCAAGGGGGGCCCUGUUGGCACCCAUCAGCGGCAGCCCCUUCAUCCCGCCACCCGUGCCCACCCAGGCGGGGAGGGUGGUGGGGGCCUGGGAUGGAGCUGGGGGAGGGUGCGCGGGGGGAGAUUUUGCGGCGAUGUUUAAUAUUCAGGUCACAUGACAAUGGCAGCAGGAGCAGCACCAGCAUCCCCGCUCUGCUGAAAUAGCCACUGGAGAAGGAGGGGAAGGAGAGGGGGGGAGAAGAGGACACAGGGAAGAAAGAGAGAGGUAAAAGCGGAGCCUUGUAGCCCACCGCACCGCGUCAGCAUCAGGCUAGAAAAGUGUGAGGAGAUCCACCCCCUUGGGAGAGGAUUUGGAGACAAAGGAAGCUUCAUGUUCAAAGGGCCAGUGGAGAGCAAAAACGAAGCAGCCAUGUCUGAGCUGGUGCCAGAGCCACGACAAAAACCCGUCGUACCGAUGAAACCCACGGGCAUUAACACCAACUUGCUGGGCUACAUCGGUAUUGACACCAUCAUUGAGCAGAUGCGCAAGAAAACCAUGAAGACAGGUUUCGACUUCAACAUCAUGGUUGUAGGUCAGAGUGGACUGGGAAAGUCAACACUGGUGAACACUCUCUUCAAAUCUCAGGUGAGCCGCAAAUCUUCGGGCUGGAACCGGGAGGAGAAGAUCCCCAAGACAGUGGAGAUCAAAGCCAUUGGGCACGUCAUUGAAGAAGGUGGUGUCAAAAUGAAGCUGACAGUGAUUGACACACCAGGAUUCGGGGACCAGAUCAACAAUGAGAACUGCUGGGAACCUAUUGAGAAAUAUAUCAACGAGCAAUAUGAAAAAUUUUUGAAAGAGGAGGUGAAUAUUGCAAGGAAGAAACGAAUUCCAGACACGCGAGUGCACUGCUGCCUCUACUUCAUCUCCCCUACCGGCCACUCCCUGCGCCCUUUGGACCUGGAGUUCAUGAAACAUCUCAGCAAGGUAGUGAACAUCAUCCCGGUUAUUGCCAAGGCUGACACCAUGACCUUGGAGGAGAAGACUGAAUUCAAACAAAGAGUGCGCAAAGAGCUAGAAGUAAAUGGGAUCGAGUUUUACCCCCAGAAGGAAUUUGACGAGGACCUGGAGGAUAAAACAGAGAACGACAAAAUCAGGGAAAGCAUGCCCUUCGCAGUGGUUGGCAGCGAUAAGGAGUACCAAGUGAAUGGCAAAAGAGUCCUGGGCAGGAAAACACCUUGGGGAAUCAUUGAAGUGGAAAACCUCACUCACUGUGAAUUUGCCCUACUUCGAGAUUUCGUCAUCAGGACCCAUCUUCAGGACCUAAAAGAAGUGACCCACAACAUCCACUAUGAGACCUACAGGGCCAAACGGCUAAAUGACAAUGGAGGGCUGCCCCCCAUGACUGUCGAGACAGAGGAAAACCACGAAAGUAACCUGUGAAUGACACCCCAGCCCCUUCCCCACUGUCACCCGGUGUGUCUGGACACGACAACCCACCCCUGCUACCCUUGAUUCUGCCAUAGGUCUGUCUCUGAAGCAUGUGAUGCCUCCUCCAUGUGUGUGAGUGCGUGUGUGCCUGUGCUGGAGAGGGACCCGAGGUGUCUCCUCUGUACUUACCAGGGUGUCCUCAUUCUCCAUUUGUUUUUUGCACAGUGGACUGUCCGUCAUCUUCCUUUCUCUUGUUUCUGUGUCUCAACUGUGUGUCUUACCUGCGGAAAAUAGGGAUGAGGGAGAAGGAUUUCCGGAGGCAGGCGGGCUCCAGAGGUGGGGGCAUGCUCUGGUUCUGCUUUUAUCACUUGGAGACAUAGCAAGGAGAGACUCCAGGAGAGAUGGUGGAGUCAGUGCAUGCAGUGUCUUCAAGUGAUGGCAGCAGGGAUUUCUCCCACGUCCUCGGUGGGUGGGAAGGCAGCUGGCUGGUCUGAGGGCACAGUGGUGCAGCAUCUUAUCCCCAUUUCUGGCUGUGGCUUCCCAAAGAGAUAUGGCAGCUUGGAAGUAGAUAGAUGGGAGAAGUGACAGACUGACAUGUUUUGUGGUUCAGGGACAGUGACUGGUAGGAGGAGACAGAAUUAGGUUUUGGGCUGUAGCAUCUAUUUGAGGAGCAUCAAAGUACUUGGGGAAAAUAACCAUAUUUUCAAAAAGAAGCAAAACGCAGAGGAAAAGAACGUGUUUCUGUUGUAGAAGAUGCACUUGCCUUGCCCAGUGCAAAGACCAAAAGCCAUGUUUGAGCAUCACAGUCUUUUGAUCCUAUGCGGCUUCCAGCUCAGACCAAGCUAUCCUGAGGUCACUCCACCCCACCCAGGUGUCUCCCUGGGUCUCCAUUGGUGGUGAGAAUACAAGAGGUAUCUCCUCCUCACUGAAAUGGCUGUGUUUGCUGUUCCAGCAGUCUUAGCCUGUGCUGCUCCCCCAUGCUCCUACUGCCCUCCCUGCUCCCAUGUCCUCCCCUCCUGUGCUUUUGUCCUCAUUCCCUUUUUGCCCUCCACAGUAUUAAGGACAUUUAUUUUCCCCAGGUUUCCCAUAGCAGAGACUCAGGCAUGGAUUCCAGAAAUUCUUCUAAAAUAACUUAUUUUGCAAGGGAUAGUGUAGAGCAGCUUGAGCUGGUGCCUCCUGAAGAGGGACCCUCAGCAGAAAAAAAACUUGGACAACUAUACCCCCCCGAUCCAAGCCUUCAUCCCGCACAUGUCACUCCAGGCAAACCGCAAAAUUAGGGUCUGAGGUCUCCCUGUUCUUUGUUAUAUCUCUUUGUUUUUGUCAGGCAGCCUGACAAUUAAAGCUCUGACCUUCAGUUGCUAUUUUGCACCUGCAGCUGGAGAAAAUGAGUUCUUGGCAAUAGCCAAAACAUCCUUCUGUUUUGUCUUCUGUUAGAUGCUGUUCUCUUCCUUUACUUAUCUCCAGGGAUACACGUUCCCUGAUCUUCUAGCUUGAAGACUCUGAGACCUUUUUUACUUAACAAAGCAGAAAGUUCAAGGUUCACAGCUUGCCGAAGUUAACCUAAGCAAACUUAUUUACACUAAGUGGACUCUACAGAAGCAGUUUCUAUAGAAGCAGUUUCUAACCAAGUUCUACAAGGAGCAGUAUACCCAAUAAUUCAAUAAGCUAAGGCACAGUUCUUCUUCUUCCUUCCUUCCUACCUUCCUUCCUUCCUUCCUUCCUUCCUUCCUUCCUCCCUCCCUCCCUCCCUCCCUCCCUCCCUUCCUUCCUUCCUUCCUUCUCUCACUUUCUCAGCUCUCAGCCCUUUCUGUCUCUCCUCCAUUUCUCCAAAUACUUGAAUCUUGCUCUUCUCCAGGUUGUUUCCUCCCUCUCCCAGCUCUCAUAUCUCUUCCUUAUCCAUGUGCUUUGGUUGUAUUGCUUUGAAAAGCAGUCAUUCUACCUUCCCCUGGAGGGGAUGGGGAGGGAAGUUAAAGACCCAGGAGCAGAAAGAGGCACAGCUUUACUGAAGACUAUAAGCUCAUGUCUAGCGAGAUUCAGCUCUUUUCUGGAUGUCCCCAGGCCAGGCAAAAAGCUGGCCUGGCUGGACAGAAGGGAAAAGGGGAGACAUCACAGACAUUCUGAGUUUGGCAGUUUCUGCCUGUCACUUAGCAUGUCACACAGUUGGCAGGGGUUUUCACCUCCAGCAGAACAGCCAGUUGCAUUUAAAAUGCAUGUAACAAUGCCAUGGCACAGGACAGUAGUAGUGCUGCGAGUCCAGGGAAGUGUGGUGGGUUUGGGAAGGGGGUUGGAAAGGCUGGUGCAGGAGGGAGGAAGAGGUCUCAGUGAGGGAGUUGCAGGGGAGAACUCAAGCCAAGCCUGAGGUUGGUUGACAGAGCUGUACAGGGGUCAGUGCUGGGAAGAGGCUGCUCCAAGCCUUAGCAAAACCAACUAAGAGCUUAUGUCCAUCUUGUGGUUUUCUCUGGUGCUGUCACUGCAAAACAAAGUUCACUCUUGUUCCCCUGUCCAUGCAAAUCAGCCAUUCUCAGCACUGCUAGGACAUAAGGGCCACAGCAGCCCUUCGCAGUCCUUCCACCACCCACGUUCACAGCUCCUGGUGUUCCUGUACGCAAUGUGUGCGUACAGCCUUGCAUCCACCUUCCUGCCUGCACCAGUCCUCCCUGGCCCUGCAAAGAACAAAAACUUAAUCACCGGUGCCAGCAGCUGUACCACGGACCUUGCAGAAACCAUCCUGCUACAAUGCUACCCAUCCCACCACCCACACCAGCCAUCCACAGCCCAACAUGGGGCCAAAGCCUCCUCCCAGCUUGUCUCCACCAGUCACCAAGGCAUGGACAUGGCACCACCAGCUGCCAGAUGCAUCUUCUCAGCCUGUUCUGCUGUGGCUGCUCCUGCUCAGCCUCUACAUAAUGUUUUAACCCAGUGCAAUAGGAAAGACUAAUCCAGGGCUCCUCUUCUUCACUGCACUGAAGCGUGAAGCCACGUUCCACCGUCUGUAGCAGAGGCGCGCACUUGCUUUCUCACACAGCUCUCUCUGGCGGCCAUGCAACUGCUCCCGAGGAAUUCUUGCUGCUGGGCUCCAGCACCCCCGGCUGCAGUGUGGUCAUUUCUACAACUUUUUCAACAACUUUUGGACCCAAACAAGUGUUAUAGCUGGGAGGCAAUGCCGCCCUGCUCAAAGAAAGCAAAGCAGACGCCACACAACAGGAGAGAGAGAUUAUCAUUUGCCUGUAACAUGGAUUACAAGGACAAGGCUGUGUGUUUUGCCUUUUAUGAUUAGGAAUUUUUGUUUGCUUGUGAUAAGGUGUUUUUUAAGCUCCGCUUUGUAAUCUCCUGUCAGAUCAUGGACUACUUCUAAGGAUCCAUAAAAGCUUGCUGAGAAAAGCAAGCUCAGGUAUUCCCCACUGCCAUCUGCUCCUGGAAAUAUCCAACUGUUAUCUGCCCAUCUACCAGAAAGUCUACAAAUGGCAAAUAUCAAAAAUUUGUCAUGUUGUGCAACAACAGGAAAUAGUGUUGGAAGAAAGUCUCCGCCAACACGUAAGCUGGGAAAAACCUGAAGGGAUCCUUGCUCUCGUGUGCCACCAGCUGAGUCCUGCGAUGACCACAGCACAUCAGACGCUCCCCUCAGAGACACCACUUGAACGAUAUCAUAGCACGGUGGAGUCUAGAUUUUACACCAGAGGGACAUACUCAGUGUGUUCAGAGAGUCGUGAACUCUUCACCACAUAAGCCAUUGAACAGAAAAACUUGGCAAUGCGUGGUAAAUCCCAAAGACCCUUUUUUUUUUUUACACCGGACAAAUUCAUUUAGGCCAGGAUGCUAAUGAUCACGGUUAUGCUGUGAGCGCAGAGGGCAGGAGGAGCGAGCGGCGCUACGUGUAGGCACUAGUACUUGUGGUUAGUUGUGAGGACACGUCAUUGCGGUUCACGACCGUUUGUCAGCGGUGUCUCGGGGGAAAGGGCCGCCUAAGAUGCGCUGCCGCCACCUUUCCCAGCCCAACAGAGACCUCGGGACGAGGGACGCGGCGCCGCGAGGGUCAGGCGAACAGACAACGGCAAAAAUCGCGCUGCAGCCGGACACUGGGCCGGGGCCGUUCAGGGAGAGCGCCUUCCCCGACCGCCUCAGGCCCAACCAGGAGCGGCCCAGGCCGCAACUCUCCCCGGCGGCCACGCACGGGCCUGGAGCAGAGCGAUGCCGGGGCUGCCCCGCGGCGGGGAACACGCGAUACCGGGGGACAGGGCGGUCCGGACGGUGUAACCGCCUGCAGCGUCCCCUCCACCGGCGGCCAUUAAACCAGCGUCGCCUUGACAA
Molecule: messenger RNA, 5765 nt
Organism: Columba livia (rock pigeon)
Lineage: Eukaryota; Metazoa; Chordata; Aves; Columbiformes; Columbidae
Gene: SEPTIN3
Product: septin 3
Exons: 10
Coding region: 420-1469 (349 amino acids)
Biological process (GO): intracellular protein localization; cytoskeleton-dependent cytokinesis
Cellular component (GO): septin complex; cell division site; septin ring
Molecular function (GO): GTPase activity; molecular adaptor activity; GTP binding
Source: RefSeq, a predicted model, not a curated record